GUAAGUCAUAGAAACUUGUAGCCACUGCUGACUCAGUGACAGUUCGAAAGACUUCGCAGGUUUCUCGUGAGUUGUUAACGUUAGAGUUUGUCCCUUGCUAUUUGCCACUCAAGUUAAACGCAUUCUACCCUCUCCAUUACCCACAUUUCUCUGUACGUAGUUUCUACCUUCCAGGCCCCACCUUCGUUUUUCUUCUACCAAUUCUCCAAUUUGAAAAGUGGGUUCUCUGAAAAAUCUCGUCUUUUUGGGGCCCUUUUCACUUGAAUCUCCCCAGUUAUGAUUCCUCAACUUAUGGUGCAAAUUGUCUGAAAAGUUUGGUACUUUAUGAAAGUGAUUUAGCUCCUUUCUUCACGCAUACAAAAUACUCACUAGUCCCAAUUCCAUUGAGCAGAAAGGUAUCAAAUCCAAAAAGGUUUCUGAUUCCGUUGUUGAUUCACCAAUGGAUUCAACUUGUGCAAUCCUGAGUGGCCGCAAUCUAGCUAAAGUUUGUGAGGGAAUUGGAAGAAACAGAAGAAGUGGCUUCUGGGGUGAGAGUACGAGGCGAAGUGUGAACACAAGGUUUUUGAGUGUUCAAUCAUGGAAGACUUCACGUACCAGUAGGAAUCUUAGAAACUCCAAGCCUGGAAGUGGAAUUGCACACGCUGUUCUCACAUCAGACAUUAACGAAGAUUCGAUGGCAUUUCAAGGGGUACCCACUUUUGAAAAACCCGAAGUGGACCCAAAAAGUGUGGCUUCCAUCAUAUUGGGUGGAGGUGCAGGAACUCGACUCUUUCCUCUUACUGGCAGAAGAGCCAAGCCUGCGGUUCCAAUUGGCGGGUGUUAUAGACUCAUAGAUAUCCCCAUGAGCAAUUGCAUCAAUAGUGGCAUCAGAAAAAUAUUCAUUUUGACGCAGUUCAAUUCUUUCUCUCUCAACCGCCACCUGUCCCGUGCAUACAGCUUCGGAAAUGGAAUUACUUUUGGAGAUGGGUUUGUGGAGGUCUUGGCAGCUACUCAAACACCUGGAGAGGCCGGGAAGAAGUGGUUCCAAGGGACCGCCGAUGCUGUAAGACAAUUUAUAUGGGUUUUUGAGGAUGCCAAGAACAAGAAUGUUGAGCAUAUAUUGAUACUUUCUGGUGAUCAUCUUUACCGAAUGGACUACAUGAACUUUGUACAGAGACAUGUUGACACAAAUGCUGAUAUCACAGUUUCAUGUGUACCCAUGGAUGACAGUCGGGCAUCAGACUAUGGACUGAUGAAAAUUGACAAAACAGGACGGAUUAUACAGUUUGCAGAAAAACCUAAGGGAUCAGAUCUAAAGGCAAUGCGUGUUGACACCACUCUUCUAGGGUUAUCGCCACAAGAAGCAGAAAAAUAUCCUUAUAUUGCAUCCAUGGGUGUCUAUGUGUUUAGAACUGAAACCCUGCUGCAACUAUUAAGAUGGAAUGGUUCUUCAUGCAAUGACUUUGGAUCUGAAAUUAUCCCAUCUGCUGUGAAUGAGCACAAUGUCCAGGCAUAUUUGUUCAAUGACUACUGGGAAGAUAUUGGAACUAUAAAGUCCUUCUUUGAUGCAAAUCUUGCCCUAACAGAACAACCUCCUAAAUUUGAAUUCUAUGAUCCAAAGACUCCUUUCUUCACUUCCCCAAGAUUCCUACCACCUACCAAAGUAGAAAAAUGCAAGAUUGUGGAUGCAAUUAUAUCUCAUGGUUGCUUCUUGAGGGAGUGUAGCAUUCAACAUUCCAUUGUAGGAGUACGCUCACGUUUGGAGUCUGGUGUAGAGCUUCAGGAUACGAUGAUGAUGGGUGCCGACUACUAUCAAACUGAGUAUGAAAUUGCAUCUCUGCUGGCAGAAGGGAAGGUUCCAAUUGGUGUUGGGGAAAAUACUAAAAUUAGGAAUUGCAUAAUCGACAAGAAUGCCAAGAUAGGAAGAAAUGUGGUCAUAGAAAACAUCGAUGGUGUUCAAGAAGCUGACAGGGCAAAGGAAGGAUUCUACAUUAGAUCGGGCAUCACAAUUACAUUAAAAAAUGCAACAAUUAAAGAUGGAACAGUUAUAUGAAGCACUUCAAAUUAUCGUCAGCAGUCCAUUUUAUAAACAGUUUAGACAAAGUACAUUCACUUGCCGACAUAAUAGUGUAGAUGAAAUGCUAGUUCGUGCAUUACAAAGUUUCUCUCGAAAUAUCUCAAUAAUAAAUAGUUAUGUCUAUCGCAUUUGUAGAACACUUCACUUGGAAUACUUUGACGAAAAUAACAGGCAAUUCUUGCCACUAAGAUUAUUGGGACACUUCAUUCUGAAGAUUAAUCCACACGCAAAUAAGUUAUCAAUUAAA
Molecule: messenger RNA, 2303 nt
Organism: Glycine soja
Lineage: Eukaryota; Viridiplantae; Streptophyta; Magnoliopsida; Fabales; Fabaceae
Product: glucose-1-phosphate adenylyltransferase large subunit 1-like
Exons: 14
Coding region: 440-2032 (530 amino acids)
Biological process (GO): glycogen biosynthetic process
Molecular function (GO): glucose-1-phosphate adenylyltransferase activity
Source: RefSeq, a predicted model, not a curated record